AUGCAGCAGCAACAUCAGCAGCAGAGGACGGAGCUCCUGCGCUGCUGCCCAGCAACAUUUACACUGCUGGGUUUACUCCACCUCUGGAGGCGGUGAAAGCUGCUGCUGCUGCUCCUGCUGCUGCUGCUCGGAGUCGCACUGCAGCAGGAAGAGCAGCAACUCGUCACAGCAGUCACGGCAGCAGCACGAAGGAUAAGGAGCAAGUCCACAUCCAGUGGCAGCCGCCAAGCAGCAGCGAGGAGAACAGCCCUGCUGCUGCUGCUGCUGCUACUGCUGCGUUUGCUGCAGCAGUUAGGGAGAUUUCAACACCCUGCACCAGCAGCAGCCCGCCCUCGCUGCAGCACUCCCCUCUGCAGCGGCUGCUGCGGCGCGUGAGGCAGCAGCCAGAUGCUGCUGCAACGGCUGCUGCUGCUGUUGCUGCUGCGAGUGCCGACUCAACUGCAGCCGCAGAGCUUGCUGCUGCCACCACAGCAGCGCAGCACCAGCUGCAGCGGCUGCUGCAGCUGAGGUGUAUGUACACCUCAGCGCUUUGGACACACCAGAGCCUGCGACUUUGCGCAGGCAUGGAUAUUGGUGGAGGGCCUACUGCUUCUGCUAGUGCAGCAGCAGCAGCAGCAGAUGAGAAGUACGGCGGGGGCAAGUCCCCAAGGGGCCCCAGCAGCAGCACGCUGAGGCAGCAGCAGCAGCAGCAGCAGCAGCAGCCUGUGUGGACGGGAGGGCUGACGCCUUAUGCUCUCCCCCUCUUUCUGCAGGAGCGAAGCAGGGAGCUGCAGCAGCUGCAGCAGGAAGCAGCAGCAGCAGGAGCUGCGGUGCCCGUGGAUGAGCCGACCAGGGAGGAGAAGGCGUUGCUGCUGAAGCAGCAGCAGCUGCUGGCGCUCCAGCAGCAGCAGAAGCGGCAGCAGCAGCAGCAGAGUCUGCUGCAGCAAGUGCCGCUGGAGCCGCAUGCACAUCCCGAGGUUGCUGCUGCAGACGAGCCGCAGCAGCAGCAGCCGGAGCUUCCCCCGGACACGCUGCAGCAGCCGCAGCAGCACAUUCUGCUGCAGCAGCAGCUGCUGCACCAGUCGCAGCUCGUGGAUGCUGCUGCUGCUGCUGCUGACAGCCAGACAGAGCGGUGGGCUCAGCGGCAGGCGGAAAACACUGGGCAAACAGACCGGCAGGAGCAGCAGCAGCAGCAGCAGCAGCAGCCCCAGCAGCAGCAGCAGCAGCAGCAGCCCCAGCAGCUGCUGCUGCAGCACACUUGUGGCGAAGCAGUUCAAAGUGACGUGCAGGCACAGCAACGGAAACAGGAGCAGAAGCAGCAGCAGCAGCAGCAGGAGAGACAGGAAACACCCAACGGAUAUAUGCAGCAGCAGCUGCUGCUGCAGGAGCAGCUGCUGCUACAGAAGUGCUCAAUGAGUGAGGAAGCGCAGCAGCAGCCGCAGCAAGAGCAGCAGCAGCAGCAACCGCAUCUUCCAGCUCAGGCUCAGUGGCCUGCAGCUGCCCAGCAGCAGCUAAAGCAGCAGCAGCAGCAGCAUCAUGCGGAAGCUGACCCGCACAGCUCAGCAGAUGUCGAGCAGCUGGCUCAGCAGCAGCAGCAGCAGCAAGAGGAAGGAGAGGCAACCCACAGUUGCGAUGCUGCUACUUUGGCCCCUGGAGCUGUAGGCAGCAGUCAGCAGCAACAGGAGCAGCAGGAGCAGCAGCCAGAGCAGCAGCUGAAGCAGCAGCAGCCCAAGGACCCCACCGGGGCCCGCAGCCCUCCCAGUUCUCCAGAGCAGCAGCAGCAGCAGCAGCAUGAGUCCAGGUUGUAUGCUUCCCCUGUUUUCUGUGGCUACCCGUCUUAUGCAGAUGAGCAGCAGUUUUUCUUGAUGCAGUCUGCUGCACCGGACCCGCAGCAGCAGCUGCUGCUGCAGCACUUGUUAUCGCAGCAGCAGCAGCAGGCCCUAGACCCCCAGCAGCAGCUGCUGCUGCAGCACCUGCUGUCGCAACAGCAGCAACAACUUCUGGAACACCAAACCCACCACCAGCCUAGACUGGCAACAACAGACCUGCAGCAGCAAAUUUUGCAGCAGCAGUUCGCGCUGCAGCAACAGCAGCAGCAGCAGCAGCAACAGCAGGCACAGCUGCAGCAGAAGCAGCUCGCCCUUCAGCAACAGCAGCAGCCGCAGCCGCUGCAGGAACACCAAGUGGCAGCAGCAGCAGGCGAAGCUGAUAGGUCGCAGCAGCAACAGCAGCAGCAACAACAGCAGCAACAGCAACAGCAGCGAGGACAGCAGCAGCAGGCUGCUGCCCUGCGCUUUCCAGCAGCAGCAAUGUCUCCUCAGGUUACUGCUGCCGCUGCAGCAGGAACUCCACCGGCCACCGCAGCAGCAGUGCAGCCGCCAACAGCAGCAACAACAGCGGCAGGUGCCAGCGCAACGCCUGCAGCAGCAGCAGCAGCAGGCAGCAAGCGGGAGCUGCAGCAAAAAGCUCUGCCAGACGGCAGCAGCAGCAGCAGCCCGCGGCGCCCAGCGAAGGCAGCGCGGCGGCGGCAGCAACAGGAGGCAGCAGCCUCAGGGGACGCCGCCGCCGCUGCUGCUGCUGCUGCUGCUGCUGCUGCAGAAGCAAGGGAGCAGCAAGCAGCAGCAGCACAAGAACUCAGGGCCCCUGGCAUUUACUUUAAUUCAAGCGACGGCACUUGGAACGUGCAGUGGAAGACUGCAGACAAUAAGCGCAGGCGCAAGGCAUUCAGUGACAGAGAAGGAGCAGCAGCUGCUCCAGCAGCAACUGUGGCAGCAGCAACAGCAGCAGCAGCAGUCGUUGCUGAUGUCCCCGCUGCAGCAGCAACAGCAGCAACUGUGGCAGCAGCAUCAGCAGCUGGUCAUGGGAGCCCAGCAGCAACAGCAGCCGCAGCAACCGCUACUGCUGCAGCAGGCGUCUUUGUGGGGCCUUAG
Eimeria tenella is the source of this 2909-nucleotide messenger RNA. RefSeq lists its product as uncharacterized. The transcript is spliced from 2 exons. NCBI's taxonomy places the organism in Eukaryota, Apicomplexa, Conoidasida, Eucoccidiorida, Eimeriidae. The record is from RefSeq and is a predicted model, not a curated record. The annotation marks the transcript as partial.